This is a messenger RNA of Symbiodinium natans, 657 nucleotides long. NCBI's taxonomy places the organism in Eukaryota, Dinophyceae, Suessiales, Symbiodiniaceae. The record is from the annotation of a GenBank genome assembly.
AUGCCAGACACUGUCUUCUUGAGACAUGUCGCUGCCGGCAUCAUCCUGGAGUCCUGCCGGCCAGAGGAGGUUGGUCGAGAAGGCAUUGACGAAGAUGAGGAGAUGAUGAGGGAGGGCUUGGCUGAGGUUGCGGCCGCAGCCGCUGCCAUCAAGGAGCCCGAGGAAGACCCUCUACAGAUCAAGGCUCCAAACAGAAAUGCUGGUGCAGCUGUCAGUAAGGUGCAGAAUGCUGGGAUGGAUUUGGGCUUCUUCAACUUCACAGGUUUCCAAACGAAGAAGGCCGAGCCAGACUCUGCACCACCAGCAGCAAAGAAGCCCAGAAUAGUGCCCGCAUGGCUCACAGAAGGUGCUGCCGUCCAAGUUCGCGGUGAGGCCCACGCCGAGGGCACGAUCCUCGAGGUCAAAGGCGACAUCUGCAGGGUGCGCAUACUUCGGUCAGAAGGAGGUGAUGCAAGAGAAGUGGAGGAGGUGCUGCCGUUGCCUGCAAUGAUCCCGGUUGCGCCGGACAUCGGGAGAAGUGUCAAGGUGGUUGCGGGAGACCGGACAGGUGUCAUAGGCAAGCUUGUGGGUCUGGCUGGUGCAGAAGCUGUUGUACAGAUUGGCGGGAUGUGCUAUGAGACCUUGCCGAUGACACAGAUUGCAGUGGUUUCUAUCUGA